UGCCCAUUUCUCUUUUCAAACUAUAUUUCUUUCUUUCAUUAGAAAGUUUCAUUUUUUUUUUUGGUCAUUAUUUCUCUUUCUUCUCCACUCUUUGUUCUCACACCCACAUCAAUACCCAGCCAGGUGUCAAAGUUAGAAGACAAGACAGUGAGAACAGAAUAGAAGGAACAAGAAGACUCUACACGGUUCACAAAAUUAGAUAAAGUUUGUUUCUUUCAAACUAUUUCUUUCUCACUAGAGUUGACGAAGGUAGACAGAGAAGAAUUGAGAGAAGAAUAUGAUAAUGCUUGAAAAGGGUGUAGCCUAGCUAUUUUAUGGUUAGAGUUUCCACAAAUGGAAGUUCGGAUCCGUUGUUGUUGACCAGAUCUGACUACUCCCAUUUCACUUUCACCACCUCUUAACUAUAACCAUGCUUUGCAUAAGUUGAAUUUGCCUCCUCCCUUGGUCUUAUCGUGCAUCUUAGACAUGGAAAAUCUUAUUUUAAAAUCCACGCUAUUCCUGGAUUGUUUUCAAUUAGAAAAGUAGGUGAUAAAUUACUUGAAAUAUGACAGUUUGUGUGAUAUCAGAAGGGUGCAAGGGUAACUUUUUGUGCUACAAAGACAAGGAUUUUGAUGGAGGAGAUGUCGACCACUGUUGCAGUUCCAUUAAGAGUAGGUAAUUCAGUGUGUGAUAAACCAACCAUAGCUACCCACAUGGAUGUAUCCAGACUUAAGCUGAUGGCAGAUGCUGGAUUGUUAUCUAAUUCUAUAACUAAGGUUUCCAAUGAGACUUUUAUAGGUUCUGAUGAGGAUCAUAACGGUGGCAAUCUGGAGGAUGAUGUUGUUAUUACAACAGUCACGCCACCAAAACAGAGAAGAGAAGGAGAAAUUCCUUUGUUGGAUAUAAUAUCCCAAAACAUAAGCACUUCGGUUGUUGGUGAUGAAGUGUUAACCCCAGAAAUUGAGGAGGAUGAUUCCUUAUCAUUGGAAGGUGAUCCAAUUAUUGAUAACUCUUCUCUUUCAAUAGCCAGUGAGAAUAGUAGUGUCUGCGGAGAUGAGUUCCUCAGUUCCGACUUUACUUCAGAUUUUGGGACCACAAGUUCCAUAGAUAUAGACAAGAGCAUCUCUGCUGUCAAAAUUAUUGCCAGGGCUGCUGAUUUGGGUGAGUCAAAUGUUGAGGCAGAUAUUAUGAGCGAACCCCUUGCUGUAGCAGUGAGCCUUGAAGAAGAGACAGGAAUUAGAUCUGGUCCAAAGCCUACUACUGUUUUUCUUCAUCAGAUACCUCUGGAAAAAGGGGUGAGUGGUAUAUUUGGUCGGAGUGUUUUUGAAUUGGAUUGUACCCCCCUUUGGGGAUUUACAUCAAUGUGUGGAAAAAGGCCUGAGAUGGAAGAUGCAGUUGCAACUGUACCUCGAUUUUUUAAAAUUCCUAUCCAAAUGCUAAUUGGUGAUAGGGUGCUUGAUGGAAUGAACAAGUGUUUCAAUCAGCAGACAGUUCAUUUCUUUGGAGUCUACGAUGGCCAUGGUGGCUCUCAGGUGGCAAAUUAUUGUCGUGAUCGGAUACAUUUGGCCUUGGCUGAGGAACUAGAAUUUGUCAAGGAAGGUUUAAUAGUUGGAAAUGCCAAGAAUGAUUGUCAAGAUCAGUGGAAAAAAGCUUUCACCAACUGUUUUUUGAAGGUUGAUGCUGAAGUUGGGGGGAAAGUGAAUUGUGAGCCUGUUGCCCCAGAAACUGUUGGAUCCACUGCUGUUGUUGCUAUUAUCUGUUCAUCUCAUAUCAUAGUUUCAAACUGUGGUGAUUCAAGAGCGGUUCUGUGUCGUGGCAAAGAACCCAUGGCGUUAUCUGUCGAUCAUAAACCAAAUCGAGAUGAUGAAUAUGCAAGAAUUGAGGCAGCUGGAGGCAAGGUGAUACAGUGGAAUGGUCAUCGUGUAUUUGGCGUUCUUGCAAUGUCAAGGUCUAUAGGGGAUAGAUAUUUGAAGCCAUGGAUUAUUCCAGAACCAGAAGUUACGUUUCUUCCCCGUGCAAAAGAUGAUGAAUGUCUGAUUCUGGCCAGUGAUGGUUUGUGGGAUGUCAUGACGAAUGAAGAGGCGUGUGACUUAGCUCGGAGAAGGAUACUUAUCUGGCACAAGAAGAAUGGCUUGACACUAUCCUCAGAAAGGGGAGAGGGAAUUGAUCCUGCUGCUCAAGCAGCUGCAGAGUACCUGUCAAACCGUGCUCUUCAAAAAGGAAGCAAAGAUAACAUCACUGUGAUUGUGGUGGAUUUGAAAGCUCAAAGAAAAUUUAAGAGCAAGACGUGACCGUUUCUUCAACUGAAUAUGAUCCAACAUAGUUUUGCCCAUUAAUUUUUCAUCUGGGCAUCUCUUGGCUUGAGAGUAGAAUCCUGUAAUAUAAUAGAGAUCCCUCUCUUCCUUAGAAUUCUCAAAUGACUAAGAGAGUCUCCUUGUACACUGUGCCGCAUUGGGGAUAUGUAAAGCUUAGCUGCUCAUUGUAGGUAUAGGAGACCAGUUUCAUCCAUGCCUUUGACAUCUGUCAGCAUGUUGUAUUCAUUAUUAUGCCUCCGAGAACAAAGGCUCUGUGAGGCAUUUACUUCAUAUUAUUUUAGCAUGUGUUGUUUAUAAAAAAGUAGUAGCAAAUUCGCAUUGUGACUUACAAGUUGUGAUCAACUGUCUUUGUCUUUCCUUAUAGUAAUAGUGUGUGUACAUGUGCUUAUCAUGGUUUUCCCAC
Gastrolobium bilobum is the source of this 2697-nucleotide messenger RNA. Its product is annotated as protein phosphatase 2C 53-like. Gene Ontology annotation, biological process: protein dephosphorylation. The coding region runs from base 612 to 2270 and encodes 552 amino acids. The transcript has 6 exons. NCBI's taxonomy places the organism in Eukaryota, Viridiplantae, Streptophyta, Magnoliopsida, Fabales, Fabaceae. Gene Ontology annotation, molecular function: cation binding; protein serine/threonine phosphatase activity. The record is from RefSeq and is a predicted model, not a curated record.